Molecule: messenger RNA, 480 nt
Organism: Eimeria mitis
Lineage: Eukaryota; Apicomplexa; Conoidasida; Eucoccidiorida; Eimeriidae
Exons: 2
Coding region: 1-480 (159 amino acids)
Source: RefSeq, a predicted model, not a curated record
AUGUGCUCCAUCGCUGCAGAAGUUUUUGCUGAAACGAAAAAAUUUAUAAAAAACCAAAUCCCAGCUGCAGCAGGAGAGCUCGUACAGCAGCAGCAACUGCAACAGCAGCAGCAGCAGCAGCAGCAGCAGCAGCAGCAGCAGCAGCAGCAGCAGCAGCAGCAGGAGAGGUGGGAGAAGAAGAGGGGAAUGAGGAGAAAUUGCAGCAAAAAAAAUGCUGCUGAUGGCUUUGUAGAAUCCAAGAUACCAUCGACAGCAGCAGCAGCAGCAGCAGCAGCAGCAGCAGCAGCAGCAGCAGCAACAGCAGCAGCAGCAGCAGGCUCACACGUUGCUGGUAGAAGCGUUGUAUUGUUUGUCUUUGUUUUGGGUCUGUUCUUGAUGCUGCUAAAGUUAUAUGAUUCAUUUGCUUCAUUCGUAGCUGCUGCAGCAAAGGCUGCAACGCUGUGCACUGCAGCGGCAGCAACACGUGGCCGUCUUCUGUAG